GACAAAUCGGCUCGUAACACCACAGACCAAAUGAUGACUGGACAGGGAAAUCUCACGGUGAUCGGGCAUUUGCCAUCCAAGCACCAUCACAUUUGCCUCCCUUCACAUCUCACUGCCUCGCUGAUCCUGGUGGAUCCAGGUCCCCUCAGAGUCCGGGUCUGGUCAGGUCUGAAAAUUCAGUUCUGGUCUGGUUCUGGUCCGGGCCCACCAUGGUGGACAACAUGGACUAUGAGAAGCAGGAGAAGCGUUACUGCAUCCGAGGCAGACAUGUGGUCUUCAUCUGUGUGACGGUGGUGGUUUGCUCCCUGGCGGUGGGUCUGGGGGUGGGCCUCAGCACCUCCGCUACACCGGCCCCCACGCCACAGCCCACCAAGCCCCCUUCACCUGACCAAGGGCCCUGCUUGCCGUCCGAAGACUCCAGCGGGGACUGGAGGAACUUCCGUCUGCCAGACUACGUGAAGCCGGUUCACUACGACCUACACCUGGAGCCUGACCUGGUGGAGGACACCUACAUGGGCACUGUGAACAUCCAGGUGGAGGUCAGUAAACCCACCCGUCAUCUCUGGCUGCACAUCAGGGAGACGUAUGUCAGCGCCAUGCCCCGGCUGAAGAUGCUGGACAGCCAGGGGGGGCAGAAGGAGGUGGCAGUGAAAAGCUGCUUCGAAUACAAGGUGGAGCAGUACGUGGUGGUGGAGGCCACAGAGGAGCUGCCUGCCACCAGCCAGGGACAGCUCUACCGACUCAGUCUGGACUUCCAGGGCUGGCUGAACGGCUCUGUGGUGGGAUUCUACCGGGUCAUCUAUACGGAGGAGGGCAUCACCAAGAAGAUCGCUGCGACGGAUCAUGAGCCAACAGAUGCCCGGAAAUCUUUCCCCUGCUUUGAUGAGCCCAAUAAGAAAGCCACCUACAAGAUCUCCAUCACUCAUGAUGCCAGUUACGGAGCUCUGUCCAACAUGCCACCAGAGGGUUCCCCUGAGGACCUGCCGGGAAACAGACGGAAAACCUCCUUCCAGAAGUCGGUUCCAAUGAGCACCUACUUGGUUUGUUUUGCAGUGCACCAGUUUGGCUUUGUGGAAAAAACUUCUUCCAGUGGAAUUCCAUUGAGAAUCUAUGCCCAGCCGAGUCAGCUGAAAACUGCAGAAUAUGCAGCAAACACUACCAAGAUCAUCUUUGACUACUUCGAGGAGUACUUCAACAUGUCGUACUCCAUCUCUAAACUGGAUAAGAUAGCUAUCCCUGACUUUGGUACCGGUGCCAUGGAGAACUGGGGUCUCAUCACCUACAGAGAGACCAACCUGCUGUAUGACGAGAACCAGUCCUCCUCCUACAACAAGCAGCGAGUGGCCAGCGUCAUCGCCCACGAGCUGGUCCAUCAGUGGUUUGGGAACAUUGUCACCAUGGACUGGUGGGACGAUCUCUGGCUCAACGAGGGCUUUGCCAGUUUCUUUGAGUACAUCGGCGUGGAGAAGGCCGAACCUUCCUGGACCAUGCGAGACAUCAUGAUCAUCCAAGACGUGCUUCCCGUCAUGGUUAAUGACGCCCUCCUUUCCUCCCAUCCAAUCAUCGUGGACGUGUCGAGCCCAGCAGAAAUCACCUCGGUGUUUGACGCCAUCUCGUACAGCAAGGGAGCAUCGGUUCUCAGGAUGCUGGAGGACUGGAUGGGUAGAGCCACGUUCAGAGACGGCUGCCGGAAAUAUCUGAAGGACUUCUACUUCAAGAACGCCAAGACCGCCAACUUCUGGGCCUCACUUGCUGAUGUAAGUGGGCUGCCCGUUGCAGAUGUAAUGGACACAUGGACCAAACAGAUGGGUUAUCCUGUUAUAGAUCUGUCUGUCUCUGCAACAGAUGCCAAAAUUAGGCAAGCCCGUUUCCUCCUGGAUCCCACUGCCAAUGCCACCCAGCCUCCUUCACCCUUCGAGUACAAGUGGACAAUUCCAAUCAAAUGGCAUUCUAUCCAAAGUGACAAAACUAUCCUGACCAUGUUCACAAGGAACAGUUCAGAGCAUAUCAUCAGAGACUACUCGCCUCCAACCGACGGGCUGCUGAAGAUCAACAACCAUCAUGUCGGAUUCUACAGAGUCAAUCAUGACGACAGGAUGUGGACUAUCAUCGGCCAGCAGCUUCAGACCAACCACUUGGAGUUUGAUGCAGCCGACCGAACGAGCUACAUUGAUGAUGUUUUUGCUCUGGCGAGGGCGGAGAUCGUGGAUUAUGGCAACGCCUUCAAUCUCACCAUGUACCUAAAGAAUGAGUCGGACUACAUCGUGUGGGACCGCGUGGCGUCCUCGAUCGCCUACGUUCGGGACAUGCUGUCCAGCAACGAUGGCCUCUACAGGAAGUUUCAGAAACUGUUUCGUGACCACGUUCAGAUGAUCUGGUCCGACCUGGGAUGGACGGAUACAGGAACGCAGACAGAAAGGCUGCUAAGGGAGACAGUGCUCGGCAUCGCCUGUCAGAUGGAUGAUCCACUGGCUCUAAAUGAAGCUUCUCGUCUUUUUGACCAGUGGAUUGAUGGAAGUCUCAGCAACGUGGCAGUGAACCUGAGGCUGCUGGUCUAUCGCUAUGGUAUGAAGACCUCUGGGACAGUGGACAAGUGGGAGAAGAUGUUCCAGAGAUACAAAGAGACAACGCUGGCUCAGGAGAAGGACAAGCUGCUGUACGGCCUGGCAUCUGUCAGCAAUGUGCAGCUUCUCAACAGCCUUCUGGAGGCGACCAAAGAUGAAACCGUGGUGAGGAGUCAGGAUUUGUUCACCGUGGUGAGAUACGUGUCGUACAACCCGCUGGGCCAGAGCAUGGCCUGGGACUGGACCACUCUAAACUGGGACUACCUGGUCAACAGAUAUAGCAUUAACGACAGGAACCUCGGCCGCCUGCUGAAUCAAAUUAGCACCACCUACAACACAGAACUCCACCUGUGGAAGAUGGAGAACUUCUUCAAACUGAGACCAGAAGCGGGAGCUGGGGAGAUGCCGAGGCAGCAGGCUCUGGAGACGGUGAAGACCAACAUCCAGUGGAUCAGGAGGAACCAGAACGAGAUCCGGACCUGGCUGGAGAGCAACGUCUCUGAAGACAACCUAAAACUCUGAAAGGUGUCAGAUGAAGUAAACCUGUAGCGAACCAGAGAACCAGAGCUGAGCCGGUCCACAGCGGCACCCAGACAGCAUGAAGAUAACAACACCACAGGCUAAUGUUAUUCUCCUCUUUUCUAUUAAUAAACAUUUUGUUGUAAAACAGGAGUAAUUAUAAAGAAAAUUAUCUGCAAACUUAUUUAGUUUUUCUAGAGUGACACCUGUCAAUAUUUAUGAUGAAAUUUAAGUAAAAAUCUUCUUAAAUGUGAGUGAAAUAAAGAACAUGUGGCUUCCA
Molecule: messenger RNA, 3363 nt
Organism: Melanotaenia boesemani (Boeseman's rainbowfish)
Lineage: Eukaryota; Metazoa; Chordata; Actinopteri; Atheriniformes; Melanotaeniidae
Product: glutamyl aminopeptidase
Exons: 21
Coding region: 210-3086 (958 amino acids)
Biological process (GO): proteolysis; peptide catabolic process
Cellular component (GO): cytoplasm
Molecular function (GO): peptide binding; metalloaminopeptidase activity; zinc ion binding
Source: RefSeq, a predicted model, not a curated record